Messenger RNA from Suillus subaureus, 642 nucleotides. RefSeq lists its product as uncharacterized. The coding region runs from base 1 to 642 and encodes 213 amino acids. The transcript has 9 exons. The record is from RefSeq and is a predicted model, not a curated record. Lineage: Eukaryota; Fungi; Basidiomycota; Agaricomycetes; Boletales; Suillaceae.
AUGUCACACCUCUUCACCAGGAACUUGACCUUCCAGUCCAACAACCUCGGCAAGGAGGCGACGAUCAUGCUCACUUUCGAUGCCGACAUGGAAGGUCUCUACGAGGACUUCUUCCCAGUAGUUUGGAAAGUCAGCACAUUCGGGAAGACGGGUCCAUACGAGGCUCACGCGACCUACACGAGCCAGCUCGCUUUCUCCAAGCCGCAGGUCGUGGAUGGAAACAUCAUCGACGCUGAAACAUCCGUUAAGAUCAAUGUCAGCGAGAAAACAACCCUGACCGUGGCCAACGAUGUCUACCACUUCUCUCCCCCUCAGGCGGGAGUCGCUGGUGUCUUGCAGGCCGUGAACAGCACUGGGGACGUUCAGGACAUUGCAGUCGGUUUGCUUCAUGAGCCAAAAGAGUUGAUGCCCAAGCCCGCACUCUACUUCAACGGUGUCGGAGAUGGCAGUCACGUCACUGCUCGGUUCACUCCGGUUCUGCGCGUUUACGUUACGUCGGACUAUCAACAGACCGCAAUCAUACGAGGUGCUAUCGACACUCCUGCGAUCUGGUCGCAGGACCUCGCUGAGCUCGCUGAGAGCACGACUUGGACGCUCAAUCGCGACGCGGCCACGGGACAUUACACGAUUGUCCAAUCUUGA